This is a messenger RNA of Bemisia tabaci, 4292 nucleotides long. The record is from RefSeq and is a predicted model, not a curated record. NCBI's taxonomy places the organism in Eukaryota, Metazoa, Arthropoda, Insecta, Hemiptera, Aleyrodidae.
UCCGACAGUGUUGAGUCGAAGUUCGUCGGCCGCGGAGUGUUUAGUUUCCAAUUUCGUUCGUUGAUGCCCGUCAUACAUCAACAAGGUCGUGUAUUCGAGUGAUUUUGGUGUAUAAUUCUGUGUUUUCAUUGUGCCGUGGAUUGGAUUGUUAGGUCUUGAGACUCUCGCACAGUUACUACGAUUCGAUUGCGGGAGCUGAGGGGAAGCUGCGAUGUGAAAUGAUCUGCGGCUAGAUCAACUCAUACCUCAAGGACUCAACGCCUACGCCUCGCUGGGAUAUUGAGUGACCGUGUCUUAAUGUGUUCAUUUCAGUGUUUUGCUUCAUCGCUAUUUUGCGAAUGGCGAUCGUUGUCCUUUAAUUAAAAGAAUUCAGUACUAUAAGAAAAAAAUAUAGAUGUGAAAGUUUUAAUGGGUAUCAUUAUUAGAGUCCCAAUUUGAGGAAUUCAAUCGUAAGAGAAUCUACAUUUCUUGAGGCAUGACAGAUUUGGAGCGAGUGAAAAGAUGCUGUCUAAAAAAGGGAGAACUGUGGGAGGACCCCGAUUUCCCUGCCACGCAAGCAUCUGUAUUUUAUCAUCAAACUCCACCUUUCACAUUCCAAUGGAAACGACCAAAGGAACUAUGCACGAGGCCCGUAUUUGUCCACGACACGCCCACUCAGUUCGACGUCGUUCCGGGGAAAAUGGGGGAUCGAUGGCUGGUCUCGUGCAUCGGGGUGCUGUACCUGAGCAAAGGGCUGUUUUACCGGGUGGUUCCGGCCGACCAGACGUUCAGCGACCAGUACGCCGGCGUUUUCCGGUUCCGGCUCUGGUGGUGCGGCGAGUGGGUCGAGGUCCUCGUCGACGACCGCCUUCCCACCGUCAACAAUAAACUAGCCUUCCUCCAGGCUCAACACUCGGACCAGUUCUGGCCCGCCCUUCUAGAAAAAGCCUACGCAAAGCUGCACGGGUCAUAUGAGGCGCUCAAAUACGGGACUCUGUUGGACGGACUAGCGGACCUGACGGGCGGAAUCACAGAAAGCAUCAAUUUGCGUCAAGACCCCACCUCCUGCAGUCGCAUCCUCACCAAACUCCUCGACAUGACCUCUUUAGUCACCUGUUCCGUCCAAACCCCACAACAGAUACGGAAUCAAACAGAAAAACUGGCCAAUGGAAUCCAAAUAGGCACCAACUAUAGACUUUACGCUGUCGAAAGGGUAAAAACGUUCAGUGGGGAAUCUGUGCAAUUAGUAAAACUUUUAAACCCUUUAGGACAUGGAGGAGAGUACCUUGGUGACUGGGCGCGGGAUGCGGCCGAUUGGGAUGAGGUAACUUCUCCAGAAAAAGAGAGGCUAGGCAUUAGGCACAUGGCCGAUGGAGAGUUUUGGAUAUCGUAUUCAGAUUUUGUUAAGACGUUUACUCAUUUAGAGGCAGUUCAUCUAGACAGCGACACAAGUAGGGAUGAACCUUCCCUUCAUCAUAAACAAACCUGGCAAAUGAGACUAUAUCAAGGCUCAUGGCAGAAAGGUGUCUCAGCCGGUGGUUGCCGAAAUAAUCCAGAAACCCUUCACAUCAAUCCUCAACUUCAUCUAAUUCUCAGUGAUAUGGAAGAAGUCGUAAUUUCUCUGAACCAACAUAGUAUAAUGGAACCAAAAGUCAUUGGAUUUUCCGCUUAUUCUCUACCUAAGUCAAACUCAGAAACCAUAGAUAAAUCGUUUUUCAAAAAGAAUAAAUCUAUUGCCAAUUCUCAGUACACCAACAGCCGGCAGGUGAGUCACAGAUGUCAGCUGGAACAAGGAGGUUAUCUAGUCUUACCAACCACUUUUGAACCAGGCCAAGAGUCAAGUUUCACCCUGAGGGUAUACUCAAGUAAACCCUUAAAACUGAAGCUUUUGGAUACAUAUCCCUCUUUGUUGAAAUCAGCAGUUGUCAAGGCUCCUGCUACGCUAGAUGGGAAAAGCUUUAGUCAGUAUGAGGCUGUGUUUUUACAACUUGCAGAUGAGCAUCGGACAGUAAAUGCUUUUGAACUGCAAGAGCUUUUAGACGCUUGUUUACCGAAUGAUUACAUUAAAAGCUGUGCGUGUAUGGAAGUUUGUCGACAAAUAGUAUUAACUCUGGAUAAUUCUGGAAAUGGCCGGCUGAAAUUUAGUGAUUUUAAGGAUCUUAUGUGCAGUUUGAAGUAUUGGCAAACAGCUUUCAAAAAUCACACAAAGGAAAAGACAGGAAUUUUGAAGGCAGAAAGGCUGAAAGAUGCUCUCCUAGAAGUUGGUUUCCAGCUUAGCACCGAAGUAUUAUCAAUUUUAAUUCUGCGAUACAUGCGGAAAGAUGGAACGUUGAGAUUUGGAGAUUUCGUGUCAGCAAUACUACAUCUUAGUGUGGCUUUUAAUAUCUUUGAAUCAAAGGAUCCUCUUCAAAACGGAAGCAUAAAGAUGAAUUUGGCAGAGUGGUUGAAAUCAUCCAUGUCUUGCUGAUGCUGGAUGAUGACUUAGGUCAGAAAGGUAAAAGUCAAGUAGGAAAAUGAAAUCGCAAAAAUGAUUUCUCACCCAAUCGAAGAGAUGAUAAAUGAAUUUAAAGCAGGUACCCCUACCAAAAUUCUCUUUGAAUAUGAGAUCAUCAAUCUGCAAUCUUGCCUUCAGUAAAGGCAGGAUUCGACUCAUAAGUCUCGGAAAAGUGUAAUUGAUAUUAUUAUUGAAAAGAAUCCUGGUACCAUGAAUUAUUUGUUUAACAUGAGCCUUCCGGCAGAAGAAAUAGUAGCCUCAAAGGCUCUUUUCUUGCUUCAAUUCCAGCCUAAGCAAAGAAUAUAUCCAUUUAUUUCAGUCAAAUAGCAUAUGGAUUUAAGAUGCGUUUUCCCCCGUUAUAAUGGAGGUCAACAAUAAUGCUCAAUUAAAAUAUAAAUUUCAUACUUACUUAGAAACAAGUGAGUAUCAAUGGCGAACUCUGAUUCAUCACUUGGAGGUAUGCACUAUACAGGCCUAUAUUCUAACUGGCUAAGGGGAACGCCACAUGAACCUCCCAACGUUGCCAAAUUUCUUUUGAUACAAUAUAAAUUCUCCGAGAAAUCUGUGAACAUUUUUCUUUGAAGUUUUAGAGAAUUUUGAACGUGAUCGAAUCUAAAUCAUUUGAAAAUGUCAUGACUCUCUUUAUAAUAUGAACAUUCUAUUGGAGAUUGGCAACUCUUGGAUGUUCAUACGGCAUUUUUCAUUAACAUGGCAGUAUUUACAUCAGCAGAUUGUCAACAGACUCAGCAGAAAGUAAAUUUCCUUAUUUUUCCAGUGUUUUUUUUUAGGAUUCCCUGACUUUUCAUAUCAAUGAUUACUAUACGAAGAACUAAAAGUGAACAUUUAUGUUUGGCAAUGAUUUCACCGAACAUUAGAAACAUGUGAACUUUUUUUUCUUCAGGUACCAAUCAUUCCAUAUCGACUUAAAUUGUUAUUCCUCAUUGAUUAUUAUUGAUCCAGUACUCAGAGUGUAGUUCAGAACAUUGAACCCUGAAUCAGACUUAAACUUAGUUUGAUUGUGUAGACAGCACAACGUAUUGUUUAUUCACAUUCCAAGUUCCAAGAUUUUUCAAAUUUUCAGUUUUUUUAACAAAAUUACCAGGUUUUCCCUGACCUAAUGUUUCCUACUACUUCCUGGUUUUCCAGAACUGUAAACACUUUGCAUUAGUAAUGAAUUCCCAAAGUACUAGGUGGGUAGAUAAAUUAACUGACCAGAAACUCAUGUUGAAUACGCAAAUGAUAAUAAUGGAAGAAGCCUGUGCUUUUCGAAGAUUUUAUCAAAUCGCAUCGAUUUCAAUGGACCUUGGAUUACCCUGUGUGGAAACAGUAUUCGCACAGGAUUUUUACGUAUGUAGGUACCUAAGUGUGAACAAAAUAAUUCUUUACAACUCCACAACAUAUGUACUUAUUUUGAAAUUUUCUGAAACAGAUCUAUCAUUUUGUAUUCCUACCCGUUCUAAAUUAAUCAAAGCUGAACGGUAAAACUUGGUACUCGUUGUGUUCAGACGAAAAUGAUUACAAUGUAGAUUCAUCAGUCAGCACUAGCACAAGUUCAUCCUGUAGUCAACCUAAUUUUAGUUUUGAAAAAUGCAGGAAAAAUCAGUGAAAUAAAGGCCUGUCAAAUGAAUGGGCAUAUUAUUUUUGGGAAAAAAAAAUAUUUCCCUAGAACAUCCUACCUCUGAAAUUUCUUUGUCUUUAUUGUCUUAUCUUGUCUUUCAUGUUGUACAGAAAUGAUUGUUGCGUUAUUUUUCUAUAUUGUAUUUUUUAUUUAUUAUAUAAUUUUCUUUGUUACUGUAAAUUAAACAUUUUUUUUACUCAA